Messenger RNA from Prorocentrum cordatum, 438 nucleotides. NCBI's taxonomy places the organism in Eukaryota, Dinophyceae, Prorocentrales, Prorocentraceae. The record is from the annotation of a GenBank genome assembly.
GGUCGCCGCGGGCAGGGCCAGUGCAGCGAGCUCUCGGAGCUGCGCUCUGAGUGCUCGCGCCUGCGCGCCGAGCGCGACCAGCUGCGCGAGGAGCUCGAGGCCCUCCGCCGCGACCACCGCGCGGCGGCCGCCAGCCAUCGCCCAGCGGCGUCGGCGGCCCGGCCAGAGCCGGGCGAGAGGCCGGCGCGCGCCUCGCCUCCCGGGGCGCCCGGGGCGGGCCGCGCUGCCCCGCGGUGCGCCGCAGCGGGGCAGGGGGUCCCCAAGCCGCCGACAGGCGGUUGUCGAGGGUGCCUGCGCGAGGGUGGCUGCCGAGGAUGUGUCCGCGGCCUCCGGAGGGUGUUCGCGCCUCUCGUCGGCGCCGGCGGCGGACGAGGCGUGCACCAGAGGGCCUGCGGCACGCUCUGGUUCCCUCUGAGACAGGCCUGGUCCCUCGCGUGA